This is a messenger RNA of Poecilia latipinna (sailfin molly), 3487 nucleotides long. It is a transcript of the gene naa25, whose product is annotated as N-alpha-acetyltransferase 25, NatB auxiliary subunit. The record is from RefSeq and is a predicted model, not a curated record. Gene Ontology annotation, cellular component: cytoplasm; NatB complex. Lineage: Eukaryota; Metazoa; Chordata; Actinopteri; Cyprinodontiformes; Poeciliidae. The coding region runs from base 1 to 2916 and encodes 971 amino acids. The transcript is spliced from 24 exons. Gene Ontology annotation, molecular function: protein binding. Gene Ontology annotation, biological process: N-terminal peptidyl-methionine acetylation.
AUGGCGGCGAGAGGCCAUGUGCAAGAUCCUAACGACAGGAGACUCAGACCUAUUUAUGAUUAUCUUGAUAAUGGCAACAAUAAGAUGGCAAUACAGCAGGCAGAUAAACUGCUGAAAAAACACAAGGACCUGCACUGUGCCAAGGUUUUAAAGGCCAUCGGCCUGCAGAGGAUGGGGAAGCAGGAUGAAGCCUUCUCGUUGGCCCAGGAGGUGACCGCCCUGGAGCCCACCGACGACAACUCUCUGCAGGCGCUGACCAUUCUGUACAGGGAGAUGCACCGCCCCGAGCUGGUCACCAAGCUGUACGAAGCGGCGGUGAAGAAGGUCCCGCUCAGCGAGGAGUACCACUCUCACCUCUUCAUGGCUUACGCCCGCGUGGGAGAGUACAAGAAGAUGCAGCAGGCAGGGAUGGCCUUGUACAAAAUUGUCCCCAAGAAUCCAUAUUACUUCUGGUCUGUCAUGAGUCUGGUGAUGCAGGCGAUCUCAGCGAAGGAUGAGAAACUGGCCCAGACCAUGUUCCUGCCUCUGGCCGAGCGCAUGGUGGAGAAAAUGGUGAAGGAGGAGAAGAUCGAAGCCGAAGCUGAGGUGCAGCUGUAUUUUAUGAUCCUGGAGCGUCUGGGGAAGUGUGAAGAAGCUCUAGAUGUGAUCAGGGGUCCACUGGGAGAGAAACUGACCAGUGAGCUGCAGAGCAGGGAGAGGAAGUGCAUGAUGCUCUACACUCGACUGGAACGCUGGCCGGAGUGCAACGCCCUGGCCCAAAAGCUGCUGCUGAAAAAUCCUGACGACUGGCAGUUCUACCCCUCCUACUUUGACUCUCUGUUCCACCUGAUGGACCAGUCGUGGAGCCCACCGGAGGACGGAGAACACUGCUCGGAGGGUUCGGUGCAUCACACCGUGGCCGAGGUGGUGAGGUUUGUGGAGGAGAGAAUCAAAGUAGAAGAUGAAAAAGACUCUCGCUCUCUCAGAGGGCCGUACUUAGCCCGGCUGGAAUUGAUGCACCGACUGAGAGAACGAGGCUACCCUGAGGAGAACCUGCCAGGCGAGCCUCUAGACCUGAUGGUGCAGUUCUUCAGGAAGUUCGGAGACAAGCCGUGCUGCAUCACCGACCUGAAAAUAUACCUUCAUCUGCUGAGUCCAGACCAGCAUGUCCAGUUUAUUAACCGGCUGAGUGAAGUGGUUCCACUGGGAGAGCAGGGAGAGGACGGCUUCGCUUUCCCAGAGGACACCAAGGCCCUCCAGAGGCAUCUGUGUGUUUGUCAGCUGAGUCGGGCCCUGGGGUUGCAUCACUCCCUGGACGUCAGUGGGAAGCUGCACCUCAUCGCCGAGCUCAAGGCUCACUAUCACCACGGCCUCAAGUUUGGAAGCAGCGCCCUGAAGACCGAGCUGCAGUUCUCUGACAUGUACUGCCUCAUGGCAGCUCAUGUGUACAUAGACCUGUGGACAGAAACAGGAGAUGAGGACAUGGUGUGGCAGUGUCUGGGCCUCCUGGAGGAGGGUCUGUCUCACAGCUCCUCCAAUGCCCAGUUCAAGCUGCUGCUGCUGCUCCUCUACUGCCGCCUGGGCUCCUUUGAGCCUGUGGUGGACCUUUACUCCAGCCUGGAUGCCAAGCACAUACAGCACGACACCAUAGGGUUUCUUUUAACGCGUUACGCCGAGUCUCUGGGUCAGUUCUCUGCUGCCUCCCAGUCCUGCAACUUCUCCCUCAGGUUUUUCCACUCCAACCAGAAAGAUACCUCCGAAUACAUCAUCCAGGCGUACAAGUACGGCGCGUUUGAAAAAAUCCCAGAGUUCAUCGCUCUCAGGAACCGGCUGAACCAAUCGCUGCACUUCGCCCAGGUCCGCACUGAGAGGAUGCUGCUGGACUUGUACCUGGAGGGGGACAUCGUCUUGAGUCUAGAGGAAAGUGUUAAGGCCAUGUCUUUGUCUUCAGAGGAAGACGAUGUCCCCUGGGAUACUUUAAGGGACAACAGAGACCUUACUGUAUUCACAAACUGGGACCCUAAACAAAGGCAGUUAACUGAUGAGCACCGGACUCGCUCUCUGGAGGAGGAGACGGCCUGGCUGCGGAUCCGCUCACUGACGUUGCGCCUGCUCGCCUCGCUCACGCCGUCGGGACACGCCGCCUCGCAGCAGAACUCUGAGAUGUCCAAUGAGAACGGCGUCGGCGACAGGAGCUCGCUCCACCGCAGCCUGCUGUCGCAGUUCAACCAGACGCUGCACGCAGCGGCGCAGAUCGCAGAGAAACGCACACAGUACCCCCUGCUGGGCCCCCCCUCCACCCGAAUGGCCUCGGCACUGUCCGUCGGCAGCUGCCACUGUCAGGCUGCGGCGCUGCAGCUCUCGGUCCACCUGCAGGAGCUGGAGUCAGCCGGACUCGACGAAUCAUCGGAGCUUCAAAUUCAGAUCUGUAACGUUUUUAAGUCAUUAGUUGUUCAACUUCAAGAAAUACUUAAUAAAAGCAAAGGAGAUUUAUUGGAAAUGAAAGGGAGCAAAUUAAAAACCCAACCCUCUUUAUUAGAAAAUCUAGUUUUCUUUCUUGAGACAGUGAGCAUAGUGUUGUGGAGUGCUAGCUACUGUGCCAAGAUCCUGCGGCCACUGAAGACAAGUUUACAGAAGAAGAAAAAGAAGAAAAAGGAUGCCAAUACUGCAAUGCCGUUGGUGGUGUGUGGAUUCCAGGAGCUGACUGGGAACUUGCAGGACUUACUUACCCAGGCAGUGGAGCACAUCAGGGGGCAAGAGUCUGGCAUCACUGCCCUAAAACUGGCCAGUUUAACCUUGGAAGGAUGCUCAAGGGAGGAGGCGUCGUUUACGAAGGCUGCUAUGGACAAGGUGCAGAGCAGUUACCUGCGUUCGCUACAGGAGGUGGGAGAUCUGCUCAAAAAGAGAGCUGAAACUAUAAAGAACCUUAAAAUCUGAAAAAAUAAGAAAAGCAACACAUCCUGGACUGAAGAUGACUGUACACCCCUCACUCCAUCACCUACCAGCCCACCUGCUCUGCCCUGUGAGUUGAGCAGAAAACCCGGCCACGCUGUCCGGUUCUGAUCCAUCCUCACUACUUUCUGUCUGGAGCUCUUAUUUUUCCUCCCUCCCAGCCCCUCUCUCUGGAACACCUGCAACUCUAAUAGCACAUAAAGCCUGCAAGUAAACAAAAAUAAACUCAUGAACUGAUGCAGCAUUCAAAACAAAAAAAAAAAAAAGGUGCACUCUCUUUUAAAGAGUUAUCUUACAUUAGGAAGAAGAAAAAAUGAAUAUACAGUUUUAGAAUCUAAUAAAUUAUUGUACAUAAUAUAAACCAUAACUCCUCGAUUGAAUGAGAGUAUAAGACACAACGAACCACUAUCCCGUCUGUCGGCGAGUUUCCUGUUUUCUGGUCACGUCGAGAACAAUCGCAGCGAGACGCACAACUUCAUCUCCGAGGGAGGAAGGAUCCGUCGACAUGCUGCUUUGUUUUUUUUUUUUUUUUUGGCGGCAGCCGAGCAGGGAGCCA